AUCACUCCUACUCCAACUCCAACUCCAACUCCAACUCCAACAGCUAAGCAAUGGCUUCAGCAACGAGCAGUAUCUGCUUCCCCUCAGCUUUUUCCUUCCCAAAACUUCACUACCACUCUAACAAUUACAAGCCCAUCACUUCCCUUCCAUUUUACAACUCCUUCAAAUCAAUUCCCAGCCUGAAACUUUCACAUCCCUCACUGGUGCUACCCAAGCCAGCAUUUCGGGUUUUGGGUUCUGAUUCUACAGCUGACCCAAAUGAAAAUGAGGCUAGUUCCAACGCUGAUUCAACAAUUGACAUAAAAUUGCCAAGAAGAAGUUUAUUGGUCCAGUUCACUUGUGGGGAAUGUGGCGAAAGAACAGAGAGGCUCAUAAACCGCUUGGCCUAUGAACGUGGACUCGUUUAUGUACAGGGUGUCUUCAAUACCACAAAUUAGCUGACAAUCUUGGCCUUGUUGUUCAGUAUGACUUAAGGGAUGAAAUGUGAAGACAGAUCAAGUUAAACCGGCUAUAUAUAUAUAUAUAUAUAUAUAUUUGAUUCAUGAUCACAUUUAUGAUAAAAUUGAUCUUCAUUCUCAUCAACCAUGUAAGAAACUAAGAAUA
Hibiscus syriacus is the source of this 603-nucleotide messenger RNA. RefSeq lists its product as uncharacterized. Gene Ontology annotation, biological process: protein folding; protein import into mitochondrial matrix; protein stabilization. Bases 51 to 437 code for a protein of 128 amino acids. Gene Ontology annotation, cellular component: mitochondrion. Gene Ontology annotation, molecular function: protein-folding chaperone binding; zinc ion binding. The transcript is spliced from 4 exons. The record is from RefSeq and is a predicted model, not a curated record. Lineage: Eukaryota; Viridiplantae; Streptophyta; Magnoliopsida; Malvales; Malvaceae.